Ctenopharyngodon idella (grass carp) is the source of this 795-nucleotide messenger RNA. RefSeq names its product serine/threonine-protein kinase pim-3-like. Gene Ontology annotation, molecular function: ATP binding; protein serine/threonine kinase activity. The coding region runs from base 1 to 795 and encodes 264 amino acids. Gene Ontology annotation, biological process: protein autophosphorylation; negative regulation of apoptotic process; regulation of mitotic cell cycle. Gene Ontology annotation, cellular component: cytoplasm. NCBI's taxonomy places the organism in Eukaryota, Metazoa, Chordata, Actinopteri, Cypriniformes, Xenocyprididae. The transcript is spliced from 6 exons. The record is from RefSeq and is a predicted model, not a curated record.
AUGUUGUAUGAAGCAUAUGCGAAAGGUCCAUUGCUGGGGCAAGGUGAAUUUGGCUCCAUGUAUGCUGGGACCUGUAGGUCUGAUGGACUGCCAGUUGCCAUUAAGUAUGUGUCUAAAGGUAAAGGCAGGGCGAACAAGAGGCUGAAAGUUGAAGGCCAGGGUCUGCUGCCACUGGAGGUUGCACUGAUGACCCAGGUCAAUUCAGCUCCUGCCUGCCCCAAUGUCCUGCAGCUCGUGGAGUGGUUUGACUGUCCCACUGAUUACAUUAUGAUCCUGGAACGACCAGUUCCUUGCCAAGAUCUCCAGAGCUUCUAUGAGGAGAACGGCUGUUUGGAUGAGAGCCUGGGCAAGAAAGUGCUGGUCCAGCUCAUCACUGCGCUGAAACAUUGCGAGAGCCGUGGAGUCUUGCACCGGGACGUCAAGCCACAGAACCUGCUGAUUUCCACAGCUUCACAUGACAUCAAGCUGCUGGACUUUGGUUGUGGAGACCUCCUAAAGGACUCGGCCUACACAUUGUUUUCAGGCACUCUUCAGUACGCCCCUCCUGAGUGGUUUCAUCAGCAGCGCUACCAUGCAGAACCGGCUACUGUUUGGUCAGUGGGGGUGGCGCUCUACAAGAUCUUAUGUGGUUUUUUACCGUUCAGAGCCGCAUGGAGGGUCACCUCUAACAGCAGACUGCACUUCCCUAGAGAGCUCUCUACAGAAUGCCGUCAGUUGAUUAGCUGGUGUCUCAGUGCAGAGGUGGCAGACCGUCCCAGCUUAGACGACAUUGAGCGCCAUCCCUGGUUACACUGA